AUGGCCGUGCGGGACGGGGAGGGGCCCAUACUGGACCAGUCCAUCACCUUCGCCGAGAUGUACCGCCGCAAGAUGGCGUGCGACAUUGAGCUUGCCAAGCUCAAGAAGCAGGCCAAGGCCGAGAAGCGGCUGCAGAAGAGUGCCAAGGAGUUCGCCGCGCCGAAUGCCAACAAGUUCACCGUGCCGACUGCCAAGGAAUUCGCCGUGCCGAACGCCAACAAGCCUCUCGACGACAUUCUUGCCUGA
Miscanthus lutarioriparius is the source of this 246-nucleotide messenger RNA. The record is from the annotation of a GenBank genome assembly. NCBI's taxonomy places the organism in Eukaryota, Viridiplantae, Streptophyta, Magnoliopsida, Poales, Poaceae.